This is a messenger RNA of Scomber japonicus (chub mackerel), 4588 nucleotides long. It is a transcript of the gene rab11fip4b, whose product is annotated as RAB11 family interacting protein 4 (class II) b. The transcript has 14 exons. Gene Ontology annotation, cellular component: midbody; cleavage furrow; recycling endosome membrane. The record is from RefSeq and is a predicted model, not a curated record. Gene Ontology annotation, biological process: endocytic recycling; regulation of cytokinesis. The coding region runs from base 310 to 2061 and encodes 583 amino acids. NCBI's taxonomy places the organism in Eukaryota, Metazoa, Chordata, Actinopteri, Scombriformes, Scombridae.
CGGCGAACCAGCCAGUGAGGGAGGAAGUGUUAGGGUGUGAGUUGCAGAGUCUGUGCUUGUGUUUGUGUGUGAGCGCGUGUGAAUGUGUGUGUGUGAGUUGCAUUUUUUUGUCGGUGCAAGGAAACGCAGCCAGUGCUCCUCUGCCUCUCUUUGGACUAUACCACUAACAGGGACUCACCCUUUGGACUAUCCCGACGCUUCCUCCUCCUCUUGCCUUUGAAGGGAACACCUGUGUGUGUCGUGUGAGUGUGUUUGUGUGUAUGUGAUAGCACAGACAGUGGACUUAGCCCUGGUGAACAGGGCGAGUGGAUGACUUCAGUGGAUGAGGAUUUGGCUGGUGGAAAGAGGGGGACUGCUGACCAUGGACUCCCCUCACUUGUGAACGGGGGCGGUGAGGAGGAGCGGGUUUGUCCGGUCAUCAUGUGCACGCGGGCCUAUCCUGACCCUGUCCCUGAGUGCCAGCUGUUCCCUGGAGAGGUGGAGGAGCCUGAGGAGGAGGUGGCCAACGAGGGUAGGGAAAGGGAAUCAGACAGAGACAGUGCUGUGGAGAGCACACAAGGAUCAGACACCUCAGAGGGACUAACCAGACCAGGGGACAAGGAAGACGCACUGGGGGACCUCUUCUUUCCUGGGGAGAAGUGUGGACAAACUAGCAUCUCAGUGACCUCUGACCUAUCAACACGUUCUUCGGCUUCUCUCAACGAAGAGCAGUUUGAGGACUACGGAGAAGGGGAAGAACCAGACUACACUCCCAGCAGCCCCAGUCCAGACGACGAGACUCGAACCAACGGGUACUCUGACCUCGGUUCAUCUGUUCCCUCUAGUGCGGGCCAGACUCCUCGUAAGGUGCGUCAACAUUACACCGGUGAGCUGAUGGAUGUCUACUGUUCUCAGUGCAGCAAAAAGGUCAACCUGCUGAAUGACCUGGAGGCUCGCCUUAAAAACCUCAAGGCUAACAGCCCCAACAGAAAAAUCUCCAGCACCGCUUUUGGAAGGCAGCUGCUCCACAAUAGCAACUUGAGUAGCAGCAACGGCAGUACAGAGGACCUUUUCCGAGACAGCAUCGACUCCUGUGACAUCGACAUCAAUGAGAAGGUGAGUUUUCUGGAGAAGAAGGUGGCAGAACUGGAAAAUGAGAUUUUGUUGAAUGGUGAUAUCAAGUCCAAGCUGAAGCAGGACAACACACAACUAGUACACAGGGUUAAUGAGCUGGAGGAGCAGCUGAAAGACCAGGAGACACGCGCAGAGCAAAAUAUGCAGGAGGAGCUAAGACGACACAGAGAAGCCUACAGCAAGAUGGAGAGAGACAAAAACACACAGAUUGAGCUUCUGACAAACCGAGUUAAGCAGGUGGAGGAUGACAACAAUCAGAUGUCUGUUAACAUGUGCCGGCUCAGGUCACAAACAGAGAAACUGGAUGAGGAGAAGCAAAGGAUGACAGACAAGCUGGAAGACACCAGUUUACGUCUGAAGGAUGAGAUGGAUCUCUACAGGAAGAUGAUGGACAAACUGAGACAGAACAGACAGCAGUUCCAGAAAGAGAAGGAGGCCAUGCAGGAGCUGAUAGAGGACUUGCGUCGAGAGCUGGAGCAUUUGCAGCUCUUCAAGCUGGACGCAGAGAGGCCUGGCCGCAGCCGCAGCUCUUCCUCCAGCCUGUCAGACUUUAACAACAGGACCAGGGAGGUGGAGCUGGAGCACGAGGUCAAGAGGCUCAAGCAGCGAUUUGUGUCCCAGGACUUUCUUCCCUCUGAAUUCCAGCACCUGGUGUUGUCUGGGGCGCUGCUCCGUCCUGGUCUUAUGGAGAACCAGCGACUCAAGGAGCAAAACGAUGAGCUGAAUGGUCAGAUCCUCAGCCUUAGCCUAUAUGAAGCAAAGAAUCUGUUCGCCACACAGACUAAGGCCCAGUCUCUUGCUGCUGAGAUAGAUAAUGCCUCCAGAGAUCAGUUAAUGGAAGCCCUAAAGGAGCAGGAGGAGAUCAACUUACGCCUGCGACAGUACAUGGACAAAAUCAUUUUGUCCAUCUUGGACCACAACCCCUCCAUCCUGGAGAUCAAGAACUAGCAGUGACUCAACUGGAAUGAGAGUCGCUCUUGACUUCAGGAGACUGAGGAUCAUUCCAGUUGUCUUACCAGAACUUGCAACCUGAGUCAGGAAUCUGUACAGGAAAACAGAGGAAACCAGUGGCAGUCUUGAAAAGUGGAAGAUUUUUAACUGGACACACAUCUCCCCCUGCUGUUUGUUGGCUGAAAAUAACUUAUUUUGCAGAGAUAGUAAAAGAGGUACAAUGGACUAAAGGGAGUUUUUUCAGCCAGUGAUUGCUCACUGACUGAUGGUCAUACUACUGUGACUCUUCAACUUGAUAUAACCUGUUCUGUUUUUAAUCUUUGUCUAUGCUGUGAACUAAAAUACUGUCACAACUUUGAUCUCAAAAGACAAAACUGCUGAUUUCUUCUGGGAUGCUUCAGGAGGUACACUGGACAUUGGAAUAAAAACUGGAACAAUGUAACAAACUGGACAUGGGUUUUUUUCUGUAUCCUGGCAUAGUAUUAGUUGUAUUAUCCACAGACACACAGUUUGAUAUGGUGUACAUUUUUAGAAAAGUACAGUAAGACAGAUGUAGAAGCUGGCAAGCAACUAUAAACCCAACUCUCUGAGGCAUAACGGCAGACCAGUCAAGUGUUGCCUGAUCUGUAAACUGCCAGUCUUAUCUGUCAUGUACUGUAGAUGUUCUCGGAAGAACACAUGUUGAUGGCGCAUUUGGACAGGCACGUUUUAAGAGAAGAUUGAGACAAGUGGCUAACGUGGUCAGAGAAAGAAAACAAGAAGAAGCCCUUAAGAUUUUAAGACAGAAAGAAAGAGUAACACACCUCUUCUCUAAAGAGGUGGGGGAGUCAGAUAAUGGACCGUGUAUGCUGGUUAAGGAGGGUUUUAGUGAAGUUGGUGAGUGUUCAUUGAAAGUGAUGACUUUUGUUGACCCUUGAGAACAUGUCUUCCAGGAACCUUGCAACAGAACAUGCCAUGUCAAUCAAUUCAACGGUGAACAUUUUUCACUGAGAAAUGGCCCUUGUUUGGUUCAGAUGAACAGUAGAGUGUCACUUUAUGGAGCAGAAGCUGCAACCAAGGAGUGUCUUUUAACUGUAACUUCCGUGAAUGCUAUUUGCUUGCAGAGCAUUAGCUUGGAAAGGUGCACUGUUGCUAGCAAUAGACCCAAUGAUGUUGCACAGAAAUGUUAUGAUAUGAAUGUACAGGAUGUGUCGUGGAUUUAGGUUGUGACUGCACUGAGAUUGUUUCAGUAGCCAGUGUAACUUGGUUUACUGAAUCAUUGCUCAAUGUCUCAAUGAAAUCACCUCAGAUACUGGACGUGAGCAUGCACAGGAGACUCACUUUUUGGUACAACAGUCUACAUUAGCAAUCUCAUUGAAGCCUGUAGGUUGCAGAUUGUAAUUGAAGCCCCAAUGGCUCUCGGAAACUCUCUGAUACUGUAAAUAUCAUGAAUGUACAUCUUGAUAUUUUACUCUCUGUGUGGCCAAAAAAAGGCUUUUUUGAAUUUAAAUCUCUGUAAUUGGUUAAGAUAUGUUGUAACACAUAUGUACAGUAUACAGUACUGUAAUGAAGAGAGCAUUGCUUAGAAAUGGGAAAACAAUUGCAAUCUGCUGUAUUAUGUAAUAAGUCUAAACUUGAGUUUUGCUUCAUUGCACAAAAAAUGUUUGGUUCCUUUUGCAUGAUUCACAUUUUCUUCUGUCUGUGCCUUUUGAGAACAUUUUUCAAGAUGAUGUUGCUAUAGAUUUACACAGUUUUUCAAGGUACGUUCUAUGUCUACGUCUGACAUAUUUUCUUGACUUGUAAAUGUUGUAAUUAUAUAGUGAUAAUUUGUAUUCAUGUGCCACUCACCACUCUUUUUCAUAUUGUUACUAAGAUAUCUAUUUUAUACAGUUUUAUCAGAAAAGAAAUUGUGAUUGUGUCCUAUUAGUAUAACAGCAUAGCACAAAGCAUUAUAUGGUACGCAGGCAAGAUUAGCAUUUUGUCAAUCUUAUAAUUGUAUGAAGCUGUGGGCGAAUGUUUUGUUGCAUUUCUUAAUUUUUUCAUAGAAAGUCCAUUGCUUUUCAAUUUGCUCUAAACUGGAAUUUUAUAUGGUUGUAAACUGUCUUCCUAACUUAAACUAAAUGGUGAGCAUUAUGAGCAAUAUUAACUUAUUUACCAAUACCUGCUGAUUUGUGUCCUGUUUUGCUUCACAAAUCAUCUCGGCCACUUGUGCCACUCUAGAUUUGAAAAAAUAAAAGGGUACAUUGAGCUAUAAAAUUUGUCACAAACUCAUUACUUGCAGCUCUUAAGUUAUGAAUUAUUAGGGCUAUCAAAUAUGUUGUAGUUACUAUAAGCAGAACAUGGCAAUAAAAAUGGCUUUGGCAGUGAUGCUGUCUCGUGAAAUUUCUAUCAUUUUGAUCAACAUUUAUUUCUUCUCAUUUCCAUUUAUACAGUAUAAUAUCAUUUCUAUGAUAAUAAACCACUUAUUUUUUGCCUACAGUGUAUGCUGCUGAUGUCAUAGCUGUCAUUGUAAUGUACAUACUGUGCUGUAAAUAAAAACAUUUGU